This is a messenger RNA of Lineus longissimus, 5166 nucleotides long. RefSeq lists its product as uncharacterized. Gene Ontology annotation, biological process: regulation of gene expression. The transcript has 8 exons. The record is from RefSeq and is a predicted model, not a curated record. Gene Ontology annotation, cellular component: nucleus. The coding region runs from base 30 to 2927 and encodes 965 amino acids. Lineage: Eukaryota; Metazoa; Nemertea; Pilidiophora; Heteronemertea; Lineidae.
CAACGAAGAACCGGAAAUUCGGUGUAAACAUGGAGGGCAACUUUUCUGAAAAUGAUGAGGAGGGUAGGCCCAACCCUGAUGGACGCCCACCAACAUCUGACACGACGGCCCCGACUUCAGCUGAUGACCAGAGUGUCCGAGCCGCCCUCUCUGAACCAGGUAUUGUGAUGGUGAAUGGUGUUGCAGUUCAAGUCAUUGCAGGCAAUGCUUCAGGGUAUGCAAGUGAAGAGCAGGAGGAGGGGGCAAAUGAAACUGGGGAUCCAGACAGGGAAUCUGUCUCAAACAAAAAUGAAAAUGUGGAUGAAGAUGAUGGAUCGGAUAGUGAUAAUGAAGAUGGGGAUGAUGAUGAAGAUGGAGAGGAUGGAGAGCCAGAGGAUGGGGACGAGGAUCAGGAUGGAACUGAAGAAGCAGGAGAGGUUGCACCAACGAGUGAACCAAUAAGAAACAGCAGUAACACCCACAACAUGAUCAGCAUAUUCAAGAAGGAAGCACAAGACAUUCAGGAAAGUUUGAUCAACAAAGAUACUGCCGAAGAAGGAGAUGGAGAUGAUAUGGAUGCACCUCGGGAGUCUGUGGGCUCGUCGACCGAGAGACGUCGAAGUACAAGAAAGAGAAAAAGCACCCCUGUUUAUCGUAUUGUCACAAUGAAUGAUGAUCCCCUAGAUGACUUGGAUGAUGAUGAUGUCCAAGGCAAGGCUAGGAGAGGGAGGCCAAAAAGGAAACAGUCUAUGAUGAAGAAUGAACCAACAGUCACCGAUGAUGACGAGUAUGUUCCAUCUGAUGUGGAUGAGGCACAAGAGGAUGAUACGACUGCAUCAAGGCCGCAUCCUCACAGAAACAGAAUUAGAACACCGUCCGCCAGCAGGACAGGGGACCAACAAACAUCAUCAAGGCGAAGAGUGAAAAUAAAGAGGAAGAAUACUGUCUCACUUGGGGCUGUAAAUAUGGAAAAGUGGGUUAAGUUGAAAGAAGAACUUGGUGUAACGCAGGAUUACCAGUUUUCAAGAAAGAUAUUAGACUUUAUUGAGGAAAAUUUGGAGGAUUUUAAGAAGACAAAGAAACCUAAAAUUAAAGAAGAACCUCCUGAGGAAACACCGCCAUCAAAAUCGUACAAUCCACAUGCCAGUGAGUCGUCCGAUCCGUUUGUCUGCAUCCAGACAAACUGGGAGGUGAAACGAUGGUAUCUGGAGCUGGUCUCCCAUGCCAAGAGAUCAACAUCUGGCUUCCUGGCACAUGUCCUUAGGCUCUACUGCAAAAUUCAUGGAGUGGACUUACCUCCAGACAAUGCCCUCUUUAGGAACGAUAUGGAAAAUGAGGCGACCGCCGGCGACAAGAUGGAAGAGAUUUGUAACUGCGACGGAAAUAAUUACGUUGCAGAAGAAAGCCAUGUGGACACGGCAGAACUUGAGCAGAAUAUGAUUUUAGGAUUAGAUUCAAACAUCGGACUUGUUGGCACUAAUACAGGUAGUUGUGGGGUUGUGCAGGGCCAGAGUCAGUCCAACGUUAUCUCUGGACUUCAGGGGAAAGCCCAGGUGGUGCAGAUGAGCAUAGACUGUCUUAGGACUGGGAUGGAUGAAACUACAGAAGGGCCUGAAGACUUCAGCACAAGUGCUGAAUUUAGACAAGGUUUUGCAGAUGGUGCAACUGGUGAAAUCCCCAUCACCAAUUCUGCAGAGCAGCUAGUCAGAAAUGAAGAUGAAAGUUCUCUCCCCCUGAAAAAACAAAAACUGAAAAAUGUCCGCUUUAUGAGAAGGGGGAGGCAGGAAUAUGGUACUGGUCACCCUCUCGGUAUAACCAAGGAUGACUACAUCUUACAUGAGCUUCCUAGCAAGGAUGAUACGAAAAAGAAAUAUUACGAAUGCGCCUUGUGCCAUAAGAUUUAUAAAUCGUGGAGUAUCUUUGCCCAUAUUCGUAUUCAUAAGGGCGAGAAACAUUGCUGUCGACAGUGCGGAAAACAUGCGGUGGAACAGCGGUCAAAGUCGACUCUCAAGAAACCCUCAAAACAAUCGACUUGUUCCUAUUGUCCUUUCUUCAGCACAGUCCGUUCUGUUAUGAAGGAGCACAUGACAGCUAAACACCCUGAUGAACUUGCCGCUGCUGAGCGAUUCCUCUGUGAACACUGUGGGAAAGAGCUGCGGUCGAAGGCAAGUCUGAAAGAUCAUCGCCGAACCCACACGCCACAAAUCCGAAAUAAAAUCUGUGAUCUUUGUGGUAAGGCAUUCACAACAAGGAGAUUUUUACGGAUUCAUAUUAAUGGUGUGCACGGGACAAAAAAACAUAUUUGUCCCCACGAAGGCUGUGGUAUAGCAUUUAAUACAAGAAAUAUGGUGCGUACGCAUGUAAACCGUGUCCAUCUUCAUCUUAAGAAGGUCAAAUGUACUUAUGAGUCAUGUUCGCGACUGUUUUUUAGUAGGUCGGAGCUUCAGCAGCACAUCCGAGUUUACCACACCAAAGAGAAGUUAUUUACUUGCACUUGGGAGGGUUGCGGAAAAGCUUUUCGAACGCCAUAUCACGUCCAGGUGCACAUGAGAAUUCACACAGACGAAAAGCCACUAAAAUGUCCACAUUGUGAUUACCGCGCUCGCCAACGCAACGCCCUCAAUUGGCACUUGAAGAAACAUGACCCCAACCCAAAUAAACCUGCGACUGUUUCGAAGCCCCGUGCACCUAGGCCACCCAAACAGAAACAACCACUCCCACCAUUGCCUCGACACGACAACUACCAACACGACAUGCCACAACCAAGUCAUCAACCCCGUCUCCAGGCUCCGUACCAACCUCACCACCAUCUAUCCAAUCAGUACGAGUUUAGUGGAAUUCCACCGAAUCCGUUUGGUCCUAUUCAGGUCGAUAACAAUGGCUACACCUUGCCCUACCCCCAGCAGAGUGUGUUUCCCCCUGGGGGCAUGCAGUAUCAAUCUUUGUAAGAUUUUUCAAAUGGCCCUGUCAACCUUCCCAAUGCACCUCCCCUCCUUCCUUAUUGAUUACGUUUAAUUAAUGGGCCAGGGGUUGAUGUUUAGACUUAGCAUGGACGAAUAGCUAGCUUUUUCCAAAGACAUACGAUAUUGUUUGUGACUGUAGUGAAUCCCUAUUUCACAAGGCACUGCCAUGACCAAAAUAACACUCGUUCCUUUAUUUCUGCCUGAUUUUCACGAAACAGGUGUUGAGGUGAUUUCUUUUGCAAGCCAAAUGAAGAUGUCUUUUUUGUUGGCUUCCGUUGUUCAAAUGCUUCCAAGUCGUAAUAAAUUCCAGCAUACAUGUAGCAAUUUGCAUCUGUCACCCCAAUACUUGUUUUGUGAAAUUUGGUUAAGAAUAAAGGAAUAAAUGCUAUUUUGGCUGCAGCUGUACCUGGUGAAAUAAUGGGGUAGGUAGAUGAGUGUAUGAUGAAAGCCUAGCAACACUGCCAGUGUUCCUUGGUGUGACGAACCCAUGCAUGUUCCGCUGUUGCUCUGGUCUACUAAAAAGUCUCGACAUCUCCAAUUUGACGACUUCUCAAAUUUGUUGAAUCGUUCCACGGUGUAACCAUCAAACCAUGAAAAGCAGUAGGUCCUUUUUAAAAGUGUGAAUGUACCUUGACUUCGUCAAGCACAGAGUGAUUUCACUUCGACCCGUCCACAGUGGCUGCUCAGUCAGUCAGGGAUGGAUAUUUUUCAUUUCCAGUUGAUUGACUCACGAACCUGCUCAUGCAGGAGUCUACUGAUGAAACGUGAAUUUGACAAGAGUAGGGUGUUUGAGGUGAUGUUCUAUGUGUGCAUUAGCAAACACUAGUGGUCUUUUAUUCCGAGGUGGUCUUUGGGAGGGGAGUUUGAAUUGUUUAGCUUUUACUGGCCUUCCAUUAUGGGGCCAGAUCUAUGCCAUGGCAUGGAGAUAUAUCACACCUCUGGACAACUGACAGUGUUUGCUGUAAAUUCAAGGUGAACGCCUUGUCUUUUCUGUAAAGACAUUUCACUGUUCACUGGAGGGCUUCACUGAAAUACAUGUUGUACCGAUGUAUGGCGAUAAGACAGGACCAAAAUCAUGAACUUCUUGAAGACAUGUGUGGUACACUGGAACCUCCCUAAGCAGACACCUCUGCUUAUAACAGAACACACACUCUGUUGAGGAUACUGCUUUUGGUCCUAAAAUGGAUCAUUGUGACCUCUUUAAUCAGGACACCAUAGUCAGGACAGCAUUUAUCAAUCCCAUGGGUGUAAUUCAAAAUUGAGAGGUUAUAAUCUGCUACAGGGAAGUGUGUUUUUUUGUUUCAUUUGUUUGAAAGAUUGCGUUGUUUGGUGUUGGAAUCAUGUUUUCCAUGUAGGGGUUUCUCUUCCUAUUACAUGUAUAUUACCCAUUAUUGCUGGAUAUUUCUAGCGGUUAGUGCAAGUAUUGAUUUAGAACUUGUAUAUAUUCAAUUGGUAUUUAAUAUCAGAGGUAAAUUAUUUCUUGUUUAUCUAGUUUUAUCUUUUGAGAAAUUCUAUUUGAUUUGAGAGUAAAAUGUAUGUUUGAACAAAGUCUUGCUUUGGGAAGACUCUGUUUUUUUCUUGGAACCAUGUUUAAACACAAAAACUUUCUAGGUGGUAUUUUGUAUGUGUCUUGUCCUGGUUUUAUGCUUUUGUUUUUUUCCACAAGGACAAUGUUUAUUAGGACUGCCUUUGAUUUUUAUUGUGCGAACUCUUUAUGUAGGGGCUGUUACAAAUACAUGUAUAAUGUAUUUCUUCAUAACCAUUUCAUAGAAAGUGCUUACAGCAAAAAAGCUAGAGUCGCUUUCAAAUAUUUCAUCCCUGGUGUAUGUAUGUAUAAUGUAUAUGAUUAGGUCAAAGUAGAAAUUAGAUCAGAUUUUAUCAAAUCUAGGCGUACUUGAAAUUAUGGUAAAGGGGAAGUAGGCAGGAGCUAUGGUGGUGCUGGUGCAGUGGUCUCGAGAUGACAAAUUAUGCAGUGAGGGAACUGCGUCUGGUUUGACUUGGAGAUUACGUUCCUUGUCUAAGUGUGAAUAGUGCUAAUGUACUGUGAGACGCCUGUUGGCAGUUUUGUUAAACUUAAUGUGGCCCACUUUGCCACUUCCUGUCUCCCUUUAUUUAAGUCAUUUGGAUGGGGUAGUUGUUCUAUCACCAGCUGAGGUUGGGUUUAUUUAGAUUUUAAAUAUUAUAAAUCAAGAGAUGUGACAAUAGAAUUAUAACAAAUGUUACA